Molecule: messenger RNA, 711 nt
Organism: Penicillium daleae
Lineage: Eukaryota; Fungi; Ascomycota; Eurotiomycetes; Eurotiales; Aspergillaceae
Product: glutathione S-transferase family protein
Exons: 2
Coding region: 1-711 (236 amino acids)
Source: RefSeq, a predicted model, not a curated record
AUGUGGGUAUGGAGGAUUUCCACUUUAGUGGUGUUGAAUCCGUUUAGCAAUCAUGCCUCUCAAGCCGAUCACUCUGUGGGGCCACCCGGUGGCCCAAAUCCUUGGAAGGUGGCCAUGAUCCUUGAGGAGCUGUAUGUCCCUUACAACCAGAAGUUCAUCGAAUUUUCAGACAUGAAGAGAGAACCAUUCGAGUCGAUCAACCCCAACGGUCGUGUUCCUGUCAUCGAAGACCCCAACACUGGCAUCACUCUAUGGGAAUCCGGUGCGAUCAUUGAAUAUCUGUUGGACACGUAUGACAAUCAACACACCAUCAGCUUCACUCCUGGCUCGAAGGAAUUUUUUGAAGCGAAACAGUGGCUGCAUUUUCAGGUGUCUGGACAGGGCCCAUACUUCGGCCAAGCCGUAUGGUUCACCCGCUACCACUCCGAGCAAGUUCCCAGCGCGGUGGACCGCUACGUCAAUGAAAUUCGCCGCGUCUCGCGUGUCCUCAACCACGUUCUGGAAAACAAGGAGUACCUCGUUGGCGGCAAGUUCAGCUACGUUGAUACUGCGUUUGUGCCGUGGUAUGGAAUAGUUCAGGCGUUCUUCUCGGAGAAGAUCGAUUUGGAAAACGAGUUCCCUCGUCUCAACAGUUGGCUUAGCCAUGUCAAGGCCAGACCGGCAACUACCAAGGUCAAUGAGGCUCGGCUGGUUGCCAUUGGGCAGGCAUAA